UGAGAGUUUCUGAAAUAUUAAGAGGAGGAUAAAGAAUACAUUGAACUUAGUCUAGAGAGCGAGACGGGGAACACAGACCACUAAAACCAACUUGCUUUUGGUUUAGCAAUCUAGAUUUGAGGAACAGCUGCCUUUUUAAAUCAGGAAGUCACUCUUCUGUGUCUGAAGUGACUCUCGGCUGGACGUUUGUUUCUGUCACGAUGUCCUCUCAUCUGUGCGCUCUGAUCCUGUUUGUCCUGAGCGAUGUGUUUGGUGUUAAGACAGAUGAAGUGAAGUUAGUGUCAAUGAGAGAGGGACAAUAUGUCACUCUAAACACUGAUGUUACUGAAGUACAGAGAGAUGAUCAGAUAGUGUGGUUUUUUGGACCUCAAGAGACUCGUAUAGCUGAAAUAUAUAACCAGAACAUUGAUAUAAAUAAGAGUGAUGAGCUAUUUGGACACAGACUCCAGAUGGACAGUCAAACUGGAUCUCUGACCAUCAUGGACAUCAGGACUGCACACACUGGACUUUAUAAACUACAGAUCAUCAGCAUCAGAGGAACUUCAUACAAGAGAUUCAAUGUUAUUGUUUAUUCCUUUUUUUCCACUCUUGUCAUAACCAGAGACUUUUCAGACUGUUCAUCAUUAAGAUCAUCAGUGUCCAGAUGUUUUGUGCUGUGUUCAGUGUUUAAUGUGAGUCAUGUGACUCUCUCCUGGUACAAAGGAAACAGUUUAUUGUCCAGCAUCAGUGUGUCUGAUCUCAGCUUCAGUCUCUCUCUACCUCUGGAGGUGGAAUAUCAGGAUAAAAACACCUACAGUUGUGUGCUGAACAAUCCCAUCAGAAACCAGACCAAACAUCUCACAUCCAAGGAACUCUGUCACACAUUUGCAAAAAUUACAAGGAGUUCAUUUAAUGUCAUAGCCAUUAUAACAGUAGUCUGUGUGCAGAAGCUGCUCAUUUCUGCAUGUGUGUUUUACUGUGGCUGCAGGAAAUACAGCCAAGAAAAAACAGAGGAUCAGAAAAGCAUGUCAGAAUACACAGAGAUCAUCUACCGUCUUCAGAUCUGACACCACUGAUCAUCACUCAUGAUCCCCACGUCUCAUGAUUUUACAUCCAAUAUAACCGAUUCAUUUUAUUCAUGAUGAAGCUUCAUGUACAUCUGCUUCCAGAGAUCAAGCUAAACUGGAUCACAACAUGAAUUGUUAUUACAGAUAAUUUUUCAUUCACAGUUUGAUGAAAUUGUAUCAAUAAAUCACCAAAAGUAUAAAAGAUGCAGCUUAACAAGAUUACAGAUUUAUACUUUAACAACAUGUACAUAAAAUGUAAAAUGCAUUUGAUGCAGUGAAAUGAAACAUGUUCAACAUGUAAUUUAGAGUCAGUUACAGAUGAAUCUGCCCAAUAAAAAUGAAUUGUACUAAAACAGUGUCACAAACACACGAGAGUGCUGAGAAUAAACCUUUUCAAAACAUUU
Ctenopharyngodon idella (grass carp) is the source of this 1450-nucleotide messenger RNA. RefSeq lists its product as uncharacterized. The coding region runs from base 201 to 1046 and encodes 281 amino acids. The record is from RefSeq and is a predicted model, not a curated record. The transcript is spliced from 5 exons. Lineage: Eukaryota; Metazoa; Chordata; Actinopteri; Cypriniformes; Xenocyprididae.